AUGCCACCGCCUAUGCCAAGGAUACCAACAAAUAAUGAAAGAAUACCAACAAAAAUCAUCUAUUUAUGCUCCAAAUGUCAACUAACAUUUUCAACAAUUGAAAAAUUUACACAACAUUCAAAAUCACAUUAUCACUGUUCAAUAUGUUCGUGUUAUUUCGAAAACGAAUUAAAAUGGUUUGAACAUAACGCAAACCAUGAACAAAUUAUACCGUGCGAUUAUUGCGAACAAAAAUUUAUACAUGAAACACAUUUACAAUACCAUAAAAUCGAAUUCCAUCAACAAUUCGAAUGUAAUUUAUGUAAAAUUCGUUUUCAAAAUGAACAACAAUUAAAAUAUCAUAUUUUAAAUCAUAAUACCAACUUAAAAUGUGAAAUAUGUUUUCGACAAUUUACACGAGUGGGAAAUUUAAAUGCACAUUUACUUACACACAUAACCGAUAUUUAUUGUAAAGUUUGUUGUUCGAGUUUUAUCACACAAUUUCGUUUAGAAAAUCAUCUUUCGAUUCAUACUGAAACGGAAAUAGCUGAGAGUGAAAUAAAUCCGAAAUUUAUUCAAUGUUCGUUCAAUGAAACAUGUUUCGAAAAAUUUCCAUCACGUCUUCAAUUAUACGAACAUAAAAAACAGUUUCAUUUAAAAAUACAUGAAUAUCCAUGCACAAAAUGCGCGCGAAAAUUUAAAACUGAAUCUCAAUUACGUACACAUACAAAGAAUAACCAUCAAUCAAAUACUAUGUGUUUAAUAUGUAAUAAACGUUUUUCCACGGAGAAAAUCCUUCGAGAACAUUUACGAUUGCAUACAGGAGAAAAACCAUUUAAAUGUAAUAUAUGCAAUGUACGUUUCCGUUGCCAAAGCAGUUUGGUCGGGCAUCGUAUGGUGCAUAGUCAUGAACGGCGUUACAUGUGUGGAAUAUGUAAACGUACGUUCGCCAGGGCGUGUUAUUUGAAGGGGCAUUUACGUACGCAUCGUCAAGAACGACCGUUUCAGUGUCCGUUUUGUGAUAAACGAUUUACACAAUCGAAUGUGUUAAAGUCACAUAUAAGCGUACGCCAUCAGAAUUGUUCGAUUUGCCAUAAGAAUAUUGGAAGUAAGAUUUUAAUGCGAGUACAUUUAUUGAAAGAGCAUAAUAUUAAAAAUGAUGAAGCAUCGAAUGUUGGUAGCACUGUUUCAAACUAUGUGUAA
Molecule: messenger RNA, 1182 nt
Organism: Chrysoperla carnea
Lineage: Eukaryota; Metazoa; Arthropoda; Insecta; Neuroptera; Chrysopidae
Product: zinc finger protein 26-like
Exons: 2
Coding region: 1-1182 (393 amino acids)
Biological process (GO): regulation of transcription by RNA polymerase II
Cellular component (GO): nucleus
Molecular function (GO): RNA polymerase II transcription regulatory region sequence-specific DNA binding; DNA-binding transcription factor activity, RNA polymerase II-specific
Source: RefSeq, a predicted model, not a curated record